GGGCUGUAUAGAAACUUUCGAAGUAUGGUAAUUACCAUUUAGUUAGGUAUCCUGUCUGGUCUAUACCAUCCACAGAGUACAAUAUAGAUCCUAUAAUCCUUCCUUACUUUAUCUAGUCCUGCCCUAGGACUUCUCCCACCAUAAAGAAUCAUCCACAUAGCACAUACAAUGCAAGCUCCAACUUUCUCUUCCCACACCACCUCAAGUUCAUCUUUUCGCCAAGCAAAUAGUAACAACAAUCCCCAACAUCAUUCGUCCCUCCUUGAAGCUCGAGUGUCAGCGAAAAAAGCCGAACUUGACAAUUUGAAAGAGCUACGAGACCUGAGUGAUGCUCUCGCAACACAGAUGCAGGUACUCGAAAACAAGCUAGUCACAUUGAAUGAUGGUACCAAAGCGGUUGCAUAUGUCCUAGCCAACUGGGAAAACGUUCUGCAGACCAUCCAUAUGGCUUCCUCGAUACUUGCAAAGAAAAGUUCACCAGCUGAAGGUGGCCCAGUUUCAAAACAGACAGAAUCUCCUCAACCCCUCACUUCUUUGCCUGCCACCCUUGUUCGAGUUCCCAUAGAACAUGUUGAAAACAUAUCUAAUUGAUAUUUAAACAAAACCCUUAAACACUUGCCUAAUUAUCAUAAUAGAAACACUGUUUAUGGCGUCUAGUAAGUAUGAGGUGAGAAUGGUAUGUCACAUUUUAUAUAAUUCAGAGUUCUUUAAGUAUAGUAUCUACCUAAU
This is a messenger RNA of Penicilliopsis zonata CBS 506.65, 729 nucleotides long. RefSeq lists its product as hypothetical. The record is from RefSeq and is a predicted model, not a curated record. Gene Ontology annotation, cellular component: DASH complex; mitotic spindle; mitotic spindle midzone. The transcript has 3 exons. Lineage: Eukaryota; Fungi; Ascomycota; Eurotiomycetes; Eurotiales; Aspergillaceae. Gene Ontology annotation, biological process: attachment of spindle microtubules to kinetochore; mitotic cell cycle. The coding region runs from base 169 to 591 and encodes 140 amino acids.